AUGACAAGCCAAGACAUCUAUCCUGCCUAUACCUUGGCUAAGAUCCGGAAGGAGCCGGCGCUUUUGCUGGACUAUAUUCAUCCACCUUCCUCCCAUCACGAUCACCAAAUAGCGACCACGGAUGCUGAUGUCCGUCUUGUCUCCUUGCUUCAUCAUGCUACGCCAGAGACCACAGAGGUGCUUGAUGCCGCUGUCAGAGCCGAGCAUGAAGAUACCAUGACACAACUACAGGAGGCAGAGUCAUUGCUCCGUGAGCAUGUCGCAACUAUGUUUCAGGCUAGGGGGCAGACAUGGGACGAUGACGAGGAUCUCAGCACGGCUCUGGAACAAAUCUGUGCUUGGGCUUCACUUCCCUCCGUGUCAUCUGUCGACAAACAUCCUUCAACCGCGCACACCCAGCAUACAGAGGAGCUGGCAGAGUUGUACAUGGCUCGGGCUUGUACCCAACUCCUCUCGGAAAUGGAAGAAGCACAACAUAUGGCUACACAGGCCCCCGAUGACCCACAAAAGCAACUCACAGCAUUACGUCGUCUUGCCAGACUUGCUGAUGAAGCCCCCCAACGUGGUCCUGAUGGAAGUCCCUUUCUCGCGCGUGCGUUGGCGUCUAUUGUACAGGCGCGUGAUGAUCUGUUUCGCGGUUUAAUAUCGAAGUACAAGCUCGCCCUUCGACAUGCCUUGGGCUCUAUCCACUGGCCACCGCCAGAAUAUGAAAAUCCCAAUCAAGAGCAUCGUGAUCACGCACCAUUUCAUCUGUUUGGUUCCGCUUCGCUUUCUAUGGCCUGGGCUGAUUUGUGUGAAUUGCAGUUUGUUGCAGCUUCUUUGCAACUUUGCUCUCCACCAACCUGUAUCCGGGCUCCUGCAUCCGUGUCAAGCGUGGAAAGUAUUCAGGCUAUACCGGCUAAGCCUGGCACCGAUGAGUAUACGCCUCUCUGGGCUGUAAAUGUUCUUAUGGAACCUCUGCUACUUCGCUUCCGUUACCAUUUUGAUGGUGCACGUCCUACAAAUCGACUAGAUAAACCCGAGUGGUUCUUGUCGCAUAUGAUCUCUUUAUUGAAAGUAAACAGCGUCCUGUUUGAACCGGCUCUCGACCCAUGGUCACAUGGUGGUGAUGUGGCGCAGCUUACUCGAGUUCGCCACGAUGUGUCCAUUGAAUCACCCUUGCGGGAGCGGCAUAUCGCUGUAGAUGCCCCAUCAGAGCUUCUGCAUGCUAUUUUGCACCCUCUUCGCCUCAAGAUUCAAGCAUCCAUGCCUCGUCUUGCUAAUGAUCAUGCCCUUCUGGCACACAAUAUUUCCCAGUUUAUCACCUUUGAUUCUGAACUGAGGGAUACCUAUGCCCCUUCUAUAACAGCGUCGCAAGGACAGGGUGCGGUUUAUCUUGCUGAUGAAGUCCUUGAGAACGAUGCCUGGUUCCAAGCGUGGCUAGAUGGGGAACGUACCUUCACAGAAGAGCGUUUCAACACACUUCUUCAAGCACCAGGCGCUUGGGCUCUCGUUCAAGCUGAUACCCUUGAUACCGAAGAAGAAGCUACGACCGAAGAAUCAGACGUGAAUGCGGUUGUAGACACAGACACAACCACCCGAUGUGCAGCCACUCUCAUGCAUAUGCUGACCAGUAUCACGGAGCGAUACCAGCCACUGCAUUCGCUUAUUCGCCGCUGUGCGUUUAUCAUCCAGGUGCAACGACCCCUGUUGCGUCAAUUUCUCGAUCGCUUAAUUCGUCAUUUGGACGCAUUUGAGACAAUGAGUACUGCUUUCUCGCGGGCUCUUCCUGGUGACAUUGCCUCUUUAUCUUCCAACGCUAACACAGAUGCUGUUCGUGGCGUCAAUGGGGUUACGCGAGUGGCUAAAGCACUUCUCUCGGCUUCUUAUGUAAAGAGGCAGUUAGAAGAAUGGGCUGAAUCAUCUCUUUUCUUGAAUAUGGCACAUGAGGUGGUAUCGUUGGACCAUUCCUCUCCUAUAUAUCGUCUUAUGUUUCCCAAGCACGGAAAAGAGGACAUGGAUUCUGCGAAUCUCAUUUCCUUGCUACAGCGUGGUCUGCAGCGAGGUGCAGAGGCUGCUGCUACUUUCAGACCUUUAUCCAAAUCGUUCAAGGAUGAGACGCAAGAUGGCUACUCUCUUGCAUCAGACGAUGUCUCAGGCAUUUGGGACGAAUACUUGUCCAAGUUUGACUCAGUGGUAACUCGUUCAACCCAUGCAUUGGAGCGCCUCACUGUCUCAGAGGUGCUGGAGCUCCUCAAACCCUAUAUUCUGCGGCGCUGGGAUAAGGAUGAAGACCAAGAAACUUCAGAAAAUGAACCUUUUGAAAAUUCCAUCCCAUCAAAGGAGCUUGUGCCUGCCUUGGCUAAGCUCACAACGCUCUUGCAUCAUAUUGUACAAAUACUUCCUCCUAUGCUUUUGUUGCCUGUUUAUCGGCACAUAGCCACAUCCCUCAGUAACGCUGUUGUUGAACGCAUAUUGAUGCCAAAUGCUCGGAUUUCACAACAGUUCACACCUAUGCAAGCUAAACGGUUCCGUCUGGAUGUAGAGCAAGGGUGGUUGCAUGUCGCCAAAGAAUUGCUUACCCAUCCGAAAGUGGCGGCUCGACUGUCUUCCAAUAUCCCCACGGGUUUGGGACGUAACCCCGAAAAUGCCUGGCGGUUACUGAUAGACGCUGCCCAGCAAUUGUAG
This is a messenger RNA of Malassezia pachydermatis, 2667 nucleotides long. RefSeq names its product rint-1 family protein. Gene Ontology annotation, cellular component: Dsl1/NZR complex. The record is from RefSeq and is a predicted model, not a curated record. Gene Ontology annotation, biological process: regulation of ER to Golgi vesicle-mediated transport; retrograde vesicle-mediated transport, Golgi to endoplasmic reticulum; endoplasmic reticulum to Golgi vesicle-mediated transport. NCBI's taxonomy places the organism in Eukaryota, Fungi, Basidiomycota, Malasseziomycetes, Malasseziales, Malasseziaceae. The coding region runs from base 1 to 2667 and encodes 888 amino acids. The transcript has 2 exons.